This is a messenger RNA of Opisthorchis viverrini, 1829 nucleotides long. RefSeq lists its product as hypothetical. Bases 9 to 554 code for a protein of 181 amino acids. Gene Ontology annotation, cellular component: nucleus; mitochondrial inner membrane. NCBI's taxonomy places the organism in Eukaryota, Metazoa, Platyhelminthes, Trematoda, Opisthorchiida, Opisthorchiidae. Gene Ontology annotation, biological process: ubiquinone biosynthetic process; determination of adult lifespan; regulation of reactive oxygen species metabolic process. The transcript is spliced from 4 exons. The record is from RefSeq and is a predicted model, not a curated record. Gene Ontology annotation, molecular function: 3-demethoxyubiquinol 3-hydroxylase activity.
GCUAUCUUAUGUCCUUACGAAGUCUGUCCAGGCGUUCUGCACUCAUUGACCGCAUCAUUCGAGUCGAUCAUGCUGGGGAGCUGGGAGCCAACAGAAUAUAUCAAGGCCAGCUGUUUGUUUUGGGCAAGUCCAGUGUCGGCCCAAUCAUCAAGGAAAUGCAUGACCAAGAGAAAGCACAUCUGAAGAAAUUCGAAUCACUCAUUCCCCGCUAUCGAGUGCGGCCAACCGCUUUGCUUCCAUUCUGGAACGUUGCCGGGCUGGCUCUGGGUGUUGGAAGUGCUCUAUUUGGAAAAAAGGCGGCAAUGGCCUGUACAGUUGCGGUGGAAUCGGUCAUAUCCGAACACUACAACAGUCAGAUACGAGAGCUAAUCGAACACGAUCCAGCUGAGUACGCUGAACUGCUUCAGACCUUGACAAAAUUUCGUGAUGAGGAGAUCGAACAUCAUGACAUCGGAUUGGCUCAUGAGGCUGAGCAAGCGCCUGCGUAUCAGUUCUUUUCGCAACUCGUGAAGAUGGGUUGUCGAGCCAGCAUAUUUCUAGCUGAACGGAUCUAGAUACAAAACACUUGCGCAAGAGGUUUUUCUUCGGCCCCCUUGCUCGACGUUUCGGUUGUUUCUCUCUUUCCUGUCAUCCUCCUGACCUACACAACGACAUACCCUGCAAUAACUUGUCCGUCCUCAUAUUUGUUUCCAACGCGCCGCUUAUUCAGAUUGCGCCAUCCAUGAGACAUCGCUCCACAUUUGAACGAACCAUGAUUUCUAUCCAUUUUGUUCAUUCCGGCUUUUUUGAGCGGAACCUCAGCGUCAUAAGACGAUCUUUUUUGUACAUCCUUACAGGACUAAAUAUAUCUCUUUAUAUCGAUUCAUCAUCCCUACUUGUGCUGCGUGUUUUGGUGCCAGUCUAGGGGUACAGUCACGCUGACAUGGACUUUACUCAUUCGCUUCUCGCUCCAAGACCAAAGCAAUACCCACUGUGGUACAGCAUCGAAUGUAUUGUCUUCCUGGGUUAUUGAAUCUCGGUGACAAGGCCUUCGACAAGAACAAGAUACCUUUCAAUACGAUCUUAGUCGUCGGUACAAUGUAAUCAAUUUCCUGGUUCUCCAAAUGUGCAUGAUAAUGCGUAAUCGUUCUUUCAAUUUCUUUGGGCAGUUACUCCCGAGUCUGGUGCGCACUCGCUCGGGACAUUCCAACUUUACACGGAGGCAUUUAAAAGCAUCCUGUGCGGACUUAUUGUGAUUCAUUUCGAAAUACUUGUUCCUUUUUUCAUGGUUCAGAUCUUCCUCACGUCCGUCUUUGUAUGCGUCCAUCUCACAACCCUGAUCUGCAUCCAUAACCGCUCAUGAAUUUUUUACCUGCCGGACUAAUUUUUGCGGAUCUUUUGCGUACGCGUCACUACCUGUUGCAUGCUCACUUUGUGUCAUCUCCAUGUAUGCGGUUGCCGUGUCGUUUCCACAGAAUUUUAGCUAAAUCCCGAAACAAUUUAGAGGCAUUUAAAAGCAUCCUGUGGGUACUAAUUGUGAUUCAUUUCGAAAUACUUGUUACUUUUUUCAUCGUUCAGAUCUUCCUCACGUCCGUCUUUGUAUGCGUUCAUCUCACAACCCUGUUCUGCAUCCAUAACCGCUCAUGAAUUUUUUACCUGCCGGACUAAUUUUUGCGGAUCUUUUGCGUACGCGUCACUACCUGUUGCAUGCUCACUUUGUGUCAUCUCCAUGUAUGCGGUUGCCGCGUCGUUUCCACAGAAUUUUAGCUAACUCCCGAAACAAUUUAGACGAAACUUGUUAUAACCUGAUGUGUGUGUUUGUAUACGUACUUUUAUACAUGUAGUACCGC